Molecule: messenger RNA, 650 nt
Organism: Aureobasidium musti
Lineage: Eukaryota; Fungi; Ascomycota; Dothideomycetes; Dothideales; Saccotheciaceae
Source: the annotation of a GenBank genome assembly
AUACUGACAAGAUGGCCGCAAUCGUUCUUCCCGCUGCCAGAAGGCACACUUCCACCGUCAUUGUCAUGCAUGGCCUGGGUGACAGGUCAUUCCUUGCCGAUAUGUGGAAGGGCAAAUUUGAAGAGACCUCUUUCAUCUUCCCCAAUGCACCUGAGAUCCCCAUCUCCGUGAUGUCUUUUGAUGACAUUCAGCAACACGAGGACGAAGCUGGCAUUACUCGCUCACAAGCAUACAUCCACUCCCCUGAUCGCCAAGGGAGAUUGAGAAGGGCAUCCCUUCUGAGCGCAUCGUUCUCGGUGGGUGGUGCUAUGAGUCUCAUGUCAGGCGUCACUGCUCCUUCACGGUUGGGUGGCAUCUUUGGUCUCAGUUGCUACUUGCUGCUUCGUGGCAAGCUUAGAGACAUGAUCCCCAGCGAGAACCCAAACAAGCAAACACCCAUCUUCAUGGGCCAUGGAGAUGCUGAUCCGGUUGUUCGCUACGAAUGGGGCCAGGCUACUGCUAAGACUCUUCAAGAAUGGGGCUGGAACGUCGAUUUCAAGACGUACAAGGGUCUGCCUCACUCGGCAGCUCCACAAGAGAUCAAUGAUCUGGAGCGCUAUAUCAAGGAAAGAGUCCCCGAUCUCGGCGAUAAACCUCUUCCUUCCAAGGCC